Messenger RNA from Periconia digitata, 928 nucleotides. Lineage: Eukaryota; Fungi; Ascomycota; Dothideomycetes; Pleosporales; Periconiaceae. The record is from the annotation of a GenBank genome assembly.
GAUGACGAGCGAUGAGCUCAGUUGGAUAAUACAUCUUGCAACCCUCCUCCUCCUCCACCGAAGCGCGCGCCACAAAUCCAACAAAACCUCACCAAAAGGCACCCUCCUCUUCCUCAGCGCAGGCAUCCUCUGCCUCGCCAUCGCACAAGCAUCUACAUCCGCCAGUGUGGCCCUGCAAACCGACUCUUCCACCCCGGCAACAAUCACCCACGCCUUCUCCCUCCACUACCGCGGAAGCUUCAACACCGCACCAGCCCAGAGCAGCACCACUUCCGUCUCUCUCAGUUUCCUGAACGCGUUCGCGUUCAUCGUUGAGACGGUGUGUUUGAAUGGCGCCGUGUGGUUGCAUUCUUCGCACGCGACUGCCAACGGGCUUGCGGUCGGGCAACCCUCGCGCGUGUCGGUGAUUGGGAAUUCGUUGCUGUUGGUGGUGAUGGCUGGGACGGGGUUCGCGUCGUGGGGGCUCGGCAUGUCAGCGGACACGCCGAGCGAGAGGUAUGGGAGCGUGCUGCAGGAUCAUGUCCCCAGUCGCGUCGUGUAUACUGUGUUUAGGGCUUGUGUGGUUGUUGCGACGGCGAGUGUGGCCGGGGAAGCGUGGAGACGGUUCGCGCAGGUUAAAGCGCAUAGUUCGAGACAGGCUUCUGAACGACCCAUCCUCACGCGCCUCGCGCUCCUCGCCGUGCCGGUGCUCAUACUCCGCAGUAUCUUCAUCGUUCUCGACAUUGCGCUGCUGUGGGUUUCCAACACAUAUCCGAACUGGAGCUACACCACGCAAGAAGCCAUUGCGUUUUUGCUCAUCAUCUUUGGGCCGUACGCUGAGAUAUGGGUGUUUGCUAUUGUGUGCUGGGGCGGGUGGAGCAUGUCGAAGCUUAGGAAAGGGGAAGGCGCUGAGCACGAUAUGGUUAUGAGCCAGUCGAGUAGGGGGUAG